UUACACAUGUCCCAUUCUAUCUAUCACGUACUAGGUAGGUACAUGCUUAUCUAAGCUAAAACAUUUUUAGUUAAAGUCUGAUCCUUUAGAUCUUCCUCUUUUAAUAUUCAGGUCUUUCCACUAUUUUCUAUGGCAUAUUGAGUCACUGUGAUAGCUCAUCAAGUACUCGGACCAUUACGGUGAAUGGAUUUAUUGUAAGCGACGGAAAGCAACAGAAAUCAUGGCGUUUCGUAGGUAUUCAACCUGGGAAGUCUAAAAGUCGGUGCGUGCCUAGUAUGUAGGCACCCUGGUAGGUAUUAAUGCGAUUAUUCUGAGCUGGCUCUCUCCUUCGUCAUCCGUCACGUCAUUAAUCUAACUUGGUACUAGGUAGAUAAGGGGAGAUUAUGGGCAGAAAAAGGGGGUGCGACACACUGUGCGAUGUAUUUCGUAUUUCUUGGAGCAUUGAACCAACCGCCUGUCAUCCGAAUUACGAACCUUUUUACUUUUCACAACUUUAAUUAACAGAUACCAGCUUUUCUUAAUGUCAAUUCAAUAAAUAAAUUGGGGAAAUUCGAAACCUGGUCUAUUGUUUAGAAAAAAACCCGGAUUUUCCAGUGAAUAUAAGAUGCCUACCGAUGCAGUGAAGCGGGACGGGUUCGAGUUCGCGUAUGGCCACUUCCGUGUCCUCCAACGCGUCGAGCGCGUCGAGCCCUCAGCGCUCCGAAAAAUGUUCUUGCCCAAACUGACGCCGGAAGCGAAUAGAACACUGAGAAAAGAUGACUAUUUUGUACACGCGCAGCUCAAGUACUACGGUGUGGAGUAUGAUCCAAAGGAGCUGACGGGCAACGGGGCCAAUUUGAUGAAGAAGAUGCUGAGUCAGGGAAAGCUCGACAAGGUACCGGACAAGAUUGAGAAAUUAGAAUCUGAGAUGGCCGAGGAGUGGUAUAACCAGCUGACCAUAGAGGAACUGGUCGAGCACUCACCGCAACGGCUGUUAGACCAGCAUUUCUUAGACGCGUCGGGUAAACCUGAUCGGUCCAAGUUCACGGAGGUGCUGGUCAUGCCCCUGGCUCCCGGAAGCUACUACCGCGCAAACGAAAUCAAAGACCUUUUGAACAAGGUCGACGGCCUGCUCCACGAGCGGAAGGGCGACGCCCUGUACGUGGGCUGGGACCUAGCCAAAAUAAGGGCCAAGGCGCUAGCACACUUAGAUGAGUUAGAGCGGAAGAAGGAAGAGGAGAGGCAAGCGAGGGAGGAGGAGCGACAGGCGAGCCAUCUGGAGUACCUCGAAAGUGCCAAGAGGGAGAAGAAGGCCUGGUCGCCGGUGGGCAGCUACAUCGUCGACUGCGACGCCAUCGAGGAUCAGUGGCCGGACCAGGCCGAGGACAUGACGCUCGAUGUGUGCAGAACGGGGCAAGGGGGUAUCUUCAAGGUCCACUUUCACUUCGGCGUCCUGGAAGGCAUGAUGAUCUUGGGGACCAAAAAGGUGGCGUUGGAUCGGUACUGCACGCAGCUGGAGCGUGAAUCCCGGCUCGACCAAGAGGAUUAUAGUCAAGAUGAUGAUGACGAUGAUGAAGAAGAAGACUAUGGCAACGGCAAGGGGUCAAAGAGGCCUGCGAAACGCGGCAGGGGACGGCCUCCGGCGAAAAAGGCCAAAACGCAAGGUACCUCAACCUCAACCUCACUGCCGAAAAAGUUCUUCCUCCAGAUGAAGAGCAGGGAAACGGGCGAGGGCGAGAUCCAGGAGAUGAUGCGAGGCACCAUUGGGUUUAAAGACGCCAAGUUUGCCAGCUUCGAGGGGAUGGUGGAUGUUAGCUUCAUCGGCGACGAUGUGAAGUUCUUUGCGCGCAAGGUUUCUGAUAUUCCUAAUAGUACCAGUGAGUCCUGGAAUGACUUUUCGGAGUACCAGUAUAGCCGGUGGUAGAACUGGAUAGAUACCUAGGAUACGACCGUGGACAUAUACCCCUUAAUGAGUAACAGUUGUUUCUAGGCCUAUAUUUCCUAUAAGUAGGCAUAAAGGGAUAGUGAAAGUUAUUGCAGCUGUUGAUCGUAUACGCUCUGUAGUGUUAUCGCCUUUAUCUCUAUUAAAACUUCC
Messenger RNA from Hypoxylon fragiforme, 2074 nucleotides. RefSeq lists its product as uncharacterized. The record is from RefSeq and is a predicted model, not a curated record. The coding region runs from base 605 to 1903 and encodes 432 amino acids. The transcript has 2 exons. NCBI's taxonomy places the organism in Eukaryota, Fungi, Ascomycota, Sordariomycetes, Xylariales, Hypoxylaceae.